AUGAAGCCGCAGCCGUCGAUGGCGCCACCCAGCGCGUCGUACCUCGACCAGCGGCGGCGCCAGACGGGAUUUGUCCCCCGACUCGAGCUGGAGCCGCCUGACGUCGCCCCUUCGCCGCCGCAACCAAAGGCGCGAAGUGCUGCGUCCCCUCUCAUCACUCUCUGCACGAGACUGAACCACGAAAGCAAACGCCUGAAGGUGAUGCAACGUGGAUUCGACCCAAGUGAUGCGCAGAGCCGAGGGAUGGCACACAUGGACCUCGGGCUGCCGGACGUCUACAGCUACAUGUACUCUUUUCCGUACGACGACGAGUUUCUCGCUCCGGGCAAAGAGGUGAUGUGCUGCCGCGACUGGGUCGCAUGCACCCGCGAUGCUUGCUACGGUUUCUGCGUCCCCCGCUCGUGCCUCUUCUGCCAAUCGAACUACGGUUGCACGUUCCUCCUCGCCUUUUGCUUCACCUGCGGCAACGACGUCGGCCACCGCUUCAUCUGGCCGAGCUGGUGUCCGUGCGGCUGCCUGACUUGCUGCUGCCCCUGCACUGGCCUCGGCGAGGACAAGAGGGGCGGCGUUUGCGAUGUGGCGUGCGUCUGCUGCAAGUCUCCGGCGAAGCGAACUGACUCCAUGCGUUAUUGGAUACAGCGCAUGAUCGUCGCGGGGACAGAAGAAGUGCUCCGCCUCUGGCCUCUUCCUACCGACCCGAAGCAAAACCCGCCAUAUGACUCCCCCGGGCCUAAUGACUUUGCCUCGUCUGUCGAGGCGCUGGCCGAUUUCAUGACCUCGGUGCCGUGCCUCUUCACCUGCUGCGUGCUGUACCAAAGAGGCUGCUGUGGCCUCUGCGGCGGGCGGCCAGGCUUCGCUCCAAACACCACCUACAUGCCCGCCAGCGGCUACGUUGGGCAGCACGACGACCAGAUGAACACAAAGGAAGAUUGCGGCGGAUACUGGGCCUUCCCGGCCUCGUUUGAGACGUAUGAGGGGAAGAAGAUGCGGGGUGUGCUGCCCACGCCACCGCGUGCGAGAGACAGGGCGGGCCGGCCAUUGCAGACCAAUGUGAAGCCCGGAGCUCCAGGGUCAAAGGUGAUCUAUUGGUCGCACGGGAGCGGGUACAUUGCAACGCAGUCGGCAGACUACCUGUGGAUGCUCGCGCUCUUCCUUUCCCAGCAGACGGGCCACGUCGUGCUCGUUGGAGAGUAUCCACUGGCGAGCAAGGAUCCCUGCCGCAAGGACAAUCAGCCGUGUGUCUAUCCGACGCAGGUCCUCGGCUGGACCAGGACCUACAUGAUGCUGGUGAAGCUCUACGGCUCAGAGAAUAUUGUCGUGGCCGGCGACUCUGCUGGGGGCGGGCUCACUCUCACGAUGCUGCUCUCGGCGGCCGAAAACCUCUAUGAGGGCGAGCACAUGCCGUCACCCGCCGGGAUGCUGCUCAUCUCGCCAUUCAUCGACCUGCGCGACUGCUCGGCCGACCAGGAGACGGUCCCGUCGAUGGCGGCCAACUCGCCAAAGGAGAAUGGCGGGCUCGCUCACUACGGCUGCGGCGACAUGCUGCCUCGCAAUGGGUACAAGCAGGUGUGCGCGGUCUAUGCCUCGUCAGCCGCGCGCGCGACGAUUUCUCUGAUAUCACCGAUCCUCGCGACGCAAGAGGAGCUCGCCGUGCUCGCCGAGGCGGAGAGAGAUAGGGCAUUGUUGGGCGGCUCGAAGAAGCUGCCCAUGGAGACCCUCAUGCUUUGGGGCGAUCAGGAGAUCCUCCUCACCCAGGACGAGCAGAUGUUUCACAAACUCUCGUCGGCGAUGCCGGGGCUCGUCGCGAAGCACGUGGUGAGGGACGGCUUCCACGUCUCGCCGGUGCUGGGCCUCGCGACGAUCGAGAAUGUGGGCUGCUGCGCCGGCAACAACCCGGGUCACAGCGAGGUUGCCCGGGCGUGGUAUACCAUCCUUUUGUGGCUGCGGGAUACCGUGAAAUGGGAAGAGACGCAGGUGCCGCCCGAGUGGGCGCCGGCGGUACUGUAG
Molecule: messenger RNA, 2007 nt
Organism: Emiliania huxleyi CCMP1516
Lineage: Eukaryota; Haptophyta; Isochrysidales; Noelaerhabdaceae
Exons: 3
Coding region: 1-2007 (668 amino acids)
Molecular function (GO): hydrolase activity
Source: RefSeq, a predicted model, not a curated record